AUGGUGAGGACCGGUCCGAAACGGACAAAGGCAGACUGGGAUACCCUGGCAGCGAAAUUGGAGGACAGAUGGUACGAGAUCGUCAAGGAUGAGAAGCAAACAGGCGACGCGAACGCAGACGACGAAGCGGCAAAGAAGAUGCAUCUCAUCACUUUUUACCCGAUGCUUGCGGCGAGGGAGAACGGAGUUACUAUCCCGGACGUAUGUCUGCCUUCGGCCUCUUACUUGUUCCCGGCACUCGUUUCUCCUCCCCGGUCUCGUCUCAAGGUCCUGGGUGAUGCUGACGUGGUGGCUGCACAGGCUGGCACCGAAUCCUCCUGGCUGAGAGAUUAUAUGCCGUUCUUCAAGGCCCAGGCUUACGAGCACGGGGACGAGGAUUUCCGCAAGAUGCUCAAUGAGAUCGAGACGAGGGAGGAUCUGAAGGCCUUGUUGAAUCGUGAUGGUUGA
Cladophialophora yegresii CBS 114405 is the source of this 447-nucleotide messenger RNA. RefSeq lists its product as uncharacterized. The coding region runs from base 1 to 447 and encodes 148 amino acids. Lineage: Eukaryota; Fungi; Ascomycota; Eurotiomycetes; Chaetothyriales; Herpotrichiellaceae. The record is from RefSeq and is a predicted model, not a curated record. The transcript is spliced from 2 exons.